AUGUAUAAUGCGGAUUACGACCAAAAAAUGUUGGCACUACUCGACAGCCCCACGUACCAAAUACUUACCAAAGAUCCAACCACCACGUACCAGAGAAAAAAUAAUGCAAUAGUUUCCCGCUUGCUCAACUUAAAACUUAUCGAUCAGAGCACCGCCAAAAGAUUACAAACAACCACAGCAGUAUGCCCAUCGAUUUAUGGACAACCUAAAGCCCACAAGCCACAACUUCCGCUUAGACCCGUAGUACCGACUAUAACAUCGCCAACAUACAGCCUAUCGAAGUUUAUUGCAAACAUCCUUUCCAAAAGCAUGAAAAGCAAAUACAACAUCAUCGACAGUUUCGAUUUCGUCCAGUACAUAAACAAAAUAACCCUUCCGACCAACUACGUAUUGGUUUCUUUCGACGUAGUAUCGUUGUUCACAAACAUUCCUAAGGAUUUGGUUAUGCACGACAUAAUCAUGAGUUGGGACACUAUACGCAGCAACACCAAUAUCAAUCUCGAUCUGUUCCUGGAAAUCAUAGGGUUUUGCAUCGACACCAGUUACUUCCGAUUUCGUGACAAAAUUUACCUCCAAACAUUCGGAACCGCAAUGGGAAGUUGUUUAUCUCCCAUUCUAGCCGAAUUCGUAUUAGAAACCCUACUAAAUACUGUUACUAGAAACCUACAAUACAAUAUUCCAGUGCUCAAAAAGUAUGUUGACGACCUCAUACUUGCAUUACCAGAGGACGAAGUUGAUAACACUCUAGCGGCAUUCAACAACUACAACCCCCACAUACAGUUUACAAAAGAAACAGAGCUCGAAAACCGCCUCCCGUUUUUGGAUACACUAGUAAUCCGGAAUGAAAACCAAAGCAUCACUACUCAAUGGUAUUCCAAAAGUAUCGCCUCCGGCCGGCUACUCAACUACCACUCGUUCCACCCUAUGCACAUGAAAAUCAAUGUUGCAACCAAUUUCAUCAAUCGUGUCAUCAAGAUCACCACCAACAAAUCAUCCGAUCAGCAAAAACAUGUCAUCUUUCAACAUCUACGCCAGAAUAAUUAUCCGACAGCAUUGAUCAACAGACUGCUAAACCGUAUUCAAAAUCGCAUCGAAACUCCUCAGCCAGAACCACCACCGCUCCAAUCCGAUGAAGCUGCCGGUACAGAAGUCGAACAGCAUAUCCCAUCACAGCUAACCAGUCCAGCCAAAAACAAUACACGUAUCGCGCAAUUCCGUAUAUUCCUCAACUCAGCACAGGAAUAA
Molecule: messenger RNA, 1245 nt
Organism: Sabethes cyaneus
Lineage: Eukaryota; Metazoa; Arthropoda; Insecta; Diptera; Culicidae
Exons: 1
Coding region: 1-1245 (414 amino acids)
Source: RefSeq, a predicted model, not a curated record